This is a messenger RNA of Gopherus flavomarginatus (Mexican gopher tortoise), 2450 nucleotides long. RefSeq names its product prostaglandin E receptor 3 (gene PTGER3). NCBI's taxonomy places the organism in Eukaryota, Metazoa, Chordata, Testudines, Testudinidae. Gene Ontology annotation, biological process: adenylate cyclase-activating G protein-coupled receptor signaling pathway; inflammatory response; negative regulation of gastric acid secretion. Gene Ontology annotation, molecular function: prostaglandin E receptor activity. Bases 1 to 1143 code for a protein of 380 amino acids. Gene Ontology annotation, cellular component: plasma membrane. The record is from RefSeq and is a predicted model, not a curated record. The transcript is spliced from 2 exons.
AUGACGCCCCCCCAGCUCUGUGUGGGGGGCCGCUUCAACCACACCGCUCCCAGCAUGUGGGGCGGCGCCAGCGCCACGCGGGGGGCCGACAACGGCACGGCGCGCCCCGCGGAGGGGUGCGGCUCGGUCUCGGUGGCGUUCCCCUUGAGCAUGAUGCUGACGGGCACGGUGGGCAAUGCCCUGGCCAUGCUGCUGGUGUCCCGCGCCUGCCGGAGGAAGGAGAACACGCGGAAGAAGUCCUUCCUGCUGUGCAUCGGCUCCCUGGCGCUCACCGACCUCACCGGCCAGCUCCUCACCAGCCCCGUGGUCAUCGCCGUGUAUCUGGCCAACAGGAACUGGCAGGAGCUGGACCCCUCGGGCAACCUGUGCGCCUUCUUUGGGUUCUGCAUGACCGUCUUCGGCCUCUGCCCCCUCUUCAUCGCCAGUGCCAUGGCCGUGGAAAGGACCCUGGCCAUCAGAGCGCCUCACUGGUACGCCAGCCACAUGCGAACCAGGGUGACCAAGACUGUCUUGCUCAGCAUCUGGCUGGCGGUGUUUGCCUUUGCCCUCCUGCCCAUAGCUGGUUUAGGGCGGUACACCCUGCAGUGGCCAGGGACCUGGUGUUUUAUCAGCACCGGGGACAACCACGCGGUGGGCAACACCUUCUUCGCUUCAGCCUUUGCCUUUCUGGGACUUUCCUCUCUGAUCGUCAUCAUGGCGUGUAACUUGGCCACAAUCAAAGCUUUAGUGGCUCGGUGCAGGACCAAACCCUCAGCCUCUCAGUCCAGCAAGCAGUGGGGGAGGAUCACCAUGGAAACACUGGUCCAGCUGUUGGGGAUCAUGUGUGUUCUCUUUGCUUGUUGGUCACCACUGUUGAUUAUGAUGUUGAAAAUGAUCUUCAGUCACAAGUCGGUUGAACACUGCAAGCCAUCUGACAACACAGUUCAAAGCAUAGAACUGCAGAAAGAAUGCAAUUUCUUCUUGACGGCUGUACGCUUGGCCUCACUAAACCAGAUCUUAGACCCCUGGGUUUAUCUGCUAUUAAGAAAAAUUCUCCUCCGAAAGUUUUGUCAGGUAGCAAAUGCUAUCUCCAGUUGUUCUAAUAGUGGAUGGAAAGGGCAACCUAUCAUGUUAACAGAGGAAAUCAGACAGACAGCAGCAUGAAAGAAUAUUGAUACACCUUGCAUGCAAAUUACUUUUGACAAGUAGUCUUAAGCCUUACUGUGAUUUUGGGCAUCUGUGGCGUGCCAGUGUCUCCACAUAACUAAGCAUAGGAGUACUUUUGAAUGGACUUAGAAUGCCAGACAAUUAUGUAUCUGGUUUGCCAACAAUACAUAAAUAUAAACAAAGGAGUAUGGCCUAUUAUUAACAGUUACCUAAAAUUAUCAUAGCUAAAACCAUUCAAGCUAAAGAAUAUGACUUUUUUUCUGCUGUAUACAUCAUAUUUUCUGGGGAUUUUUCUUUCUUGGAAGGAGAAGAAUCAAUAAUUUUUAUGUCAGGUAACAUUUGAGACACAGAUUCAACAGCUUAAGUUAUUGAAAAGACUCGUUACUGUACUUAAUUUUGACUCUAAGCUUAUCUGCUAGAUCCAGAUAUUAUUCCUACCUCCUUUUUAGGGGAAAAUGCAAGAGACUUGAGGAAAAAAAUAAUAGGAGUCCUUUCCUUUCUUUAGAUUUCAGUGAUUUGUUAGAAGAAUUGCCAAUGUCGUUGUGUAUAAUAAUGGUGUUCUCUUUCAAGUGCUGAAAGGCAGCAGGAGUCAUAUGUGCUACAUGGGCUUACCAUGGUAAUUAUGGAUUUUUAGUAAAUGUAAGAAUAAACUCACCUGCUGCAAAGGAGAGGGGGCUUUGGGGAACAGCAGAAAGGUACAAUCUAUCAUUUAAAAAAAAAUAAACUUUGCACUUUUUUUUUUAACAAGUAAUACCUAUGAAACACCCAUGUUAGUGAAGCAUUGUUUCACACCAUGGCGAUGUAGUCUACUUUAGCUAUUCACAGUAGAUAUCCCUUUCACAUAGCAAAAAACUCACCCAAUACCUUCAAAGAGCAGCUUUCUCUGUGAAGGUCAUGAUUCUGGGAACAGAAAGACCUUUCAGCUACCCUCUGGUGUUGGGCACACCACAUACACAGCACCACUUUUUUACUUAAGCACCCAAAGGGUGGGUCACUCAUAAUAUGAAAUAUCAGCCAAGAAACAAUAGCUUUUUCCUAAAAGCCAGCUUUCAGAAACAUUACAGCCUUGGGAUUUUUUUUUCCUUUUUUUAAAUCAAGCUCCAUUGUCAGCAGAGAUUUCAGUUGGAGGAUCUCAUUACUCAGAUCUUUCCUUGAGUAAUUUUCAGGUUGGAUUAUAAGCACUCACAUUUCUGCCGAAUUGUUUGAACAUCUUUUACUAACUCCCUUGUUUUCCUUCAGUUUUUCAUGGGCCCAUAACUUCUAACCUGUCCCAUUUAAUGGCCUCCUUUCUGGAUUAGAUCUCU